Messenger RNA from Spirometra erinaceieuropaei, 11729 nucleotides. The record is from the annotation of a GenBank genome assembly. Lineage: Eukaryota; Metazoa; Platyhelminthes; Cestoda; Diphyllobothriidea; Diphyllobothriidae.
AUGGAGUUGUUAAGAAAGGCCCUGACCGCCAGCAGUUCUCGCGCCGUCUCAUUGCCCACCUGCGUCAUUAUCCGCGUGCCUGCGAAGUUGAAUUCGUGGCCCUUCUCCAAGGUACCGGUGGCGGAUUGGAUCAACGGGUCUUCGUGCUGGCUGGCCUGUAUACUGACAAGAACAGACGUGACAUGGGAUCCGAUUUUCAUCUGCGUCCAUUUGGUCCUGCAUCUGUAUGGCUUUGCUACGCACGAUAACUGUUGGACGAUCGACACUACGCCACCAUCUGUGGCUGUACGUUCUGAUUAAUAUAAGGUAGAGGGUGCCAAAAUAUCAGUGGCUCUCUGCCGUUUGUUCUUCUUGGGCGCGUAUGGAGGUAGCUGCUUAUGAAAUAGUCUGGGCGCCGUUCUUUGCUUACUGAUUUCGGAGCUGCCGCAGUUCCUGCGCUCAGGUCUCCACUUCGUUCCAGUGCUUUUGCCUUUUGGAAGUACACCCUAAGACAGUCAUUUUUGCGUACAUUAAGGCGGUUGAUAUGAUAGCUGACGAUCUGGGUGGUACUAGUCGUUUUUCGAAUUAAUAGAGGUCAUUAGAUCCUAUCGAUGAGAGUUUACUUUUUGGACCGUCCAUCUGGCUAGAUUAUAAGUGGAGCCGUCUCUAGGGUCACCAGUUUCCCAAAAGGGAUCUUUGCACUUAUGGAUCUUGGGUAAACCACAGAACUUGGCCUACGAUGUAUCAGUUGAUUUCGUUCUCCGUCCGAUCACUUUUAUGCACCUGAGUCGUUUUACAGGUCCGGUUAGCUGGCGGAUUAUCGAUGCAAUUCAUCACGACAGUUGUUCUCCCUUUGUCAACAAUCAACACUAUUAUAUCCUUGUUCAUUUAAAAGUCUGUAUAGCUUCGAUUUCCGCGAGCGAUAUAUUAUUAGUGUGCCUUCCCGUCAUCAGCUAAGGGAUGGCUUUUGGCGUAUGGUGUGCUUAGCCUCGUCAGUUACUUUGGUUCUUACUAGCAUGACCUAAAAGGCAGCAACGAAGUCCACCGGCUUGCCAUCCGCUGUGUAAAAACUGGCUUCACGAUUCUGCACUCCCCGUUCCUGUUUGCCUAACUGAUUGGACGACAGGUUGCACAUCAAAUUUUCAUCUGUGUUGCCUUCGGGUUUCAAAUUCAGUAACUUCAGGUCUGGAUUUAUUCGCUUCACUUCCUGACUCAUUCUGCCAGAGUGAAUACUAUUCAGUCGAGGCGAUCAGCGGCGUAUUCGCCGGUUCUUUUUUAAUGACAGUUCAGUACUUGCAUAAGCGCGGCAGUAGUCAUUGGCGAGCACUCUCGUGAGUUGCCCGCGAAAGCGUUGCAUAAUUUUCCCGGGAUUCACCGGGGUUCUGUAACGUAUAUUCUUCGACGUCAGUCCGUCAGAAAUGCAUUUGUGCGAAAGGCGGAGCUCCUCAGAUGUGCUUGCUAUCCUGUGCAGAAUGCUUGCAAUAAGUAUCAAAAUCGUUUCCUGAAAAAAGACAAAUAUUCUGCUGGGUAGAGAUGGUUAUUUAUAAUUUAGUGAAUUAAUGAGACCAGCGAAUUUAAAUCGAAAGAAUAUCUCUUCCAGGAAAAUUUUCGUGUAACCUUGUCGUUUAUUUUUAACUUAUGGCUACUUUUGUUGAGGUAGUUUAACUAUGAAUGCAGGUCUGCAAAACUUAAAGUAUGUGAAAACCAUAGACUGAACAAAUCAUUCUUGCAAGCAUGUGCAAGUUGAGCUUAAAUACAGUUAAAACGAUGACUACAUAAUUUACAGAUACCUUAGGUCUAUUUCCCAUUGAAAUGGAUUCCUUAUUGCAUCGCUUUCUCAAGUUAUCUUUGAACGCUAAAAAACAGUUUUCAGAUGUCGGCCUAAAGUAUUAAAUUUCGCCUAGGAUCUGAAAUUACCUCGUGAGUAUGACUGACGAAUUUUUGACGCUAAGCUUCCUAUCCUUUGUGGAGGCCAACAACAUACUCGACCGAAUGGAAUUAUUUCAUUCAACUAUUCACUAGAGUAUAAGUCCACUUGCUUGAGAACGCACUACUUCAGUCACGGCCAAAGGCACCGCUCCACUUCUCAGUGCCGAUGGAGCUACCUGUCCCACUGAGAGGAGACGCACAUUCUUAAGCGAUGGGUCGAGCACUUCAGAGGCGUCCUCAAAGGCCACUUCACAAUCUCCGAGGUCGCCAUCACCCGUCUGCCUCAAGUGAAGACCAACGCCGACCUCGACCCUCGCCCCCUCUCUACGAAACCAUCAGGGCCACGCGGCAACUCUCCAGCGGGAAAGCGCCCGGAGCAGACGCGAUACCUGCUGAGAUUUACAAGCACUGCGGCCCCCGACUUAUCGAUCACCUGACAGCGCUAUCCCAGAUUUAGCGACAAGGACAAGUCCUUCAGUAUUUCAAAGACGCCACAAUAGUCCAUCGCUAAAAGCGAAAGUGAACCGCUAACUCUCCGACGACUACAGAGAAAUCUCGCUGCUGAAGCAUCGCCGGAAAAUCUUCGCCCCCAUCCUCUUCAACCGUCUUAACAGCCAUCUGGAACAGCGACUCCUGGUGGAAAGCGAGUGCAAUUUUCGCAGCCAUCGUGACACCACCGUCAUGAUUUUUGCCGCCCCCCUCUCCCAACUGCAGGAGAACAGUCAAGAAAUGCGGAUCCAUCUCUGAUCUACCUUCGUGGAUCUAACGAAAGCCUUCGACACGGUGAAUCGUGAAGGACUGUGGAAAAUCAUACAGAAACUCGGCUGUCCGGAACGAUUCACUUAGAUGGUGCAUCAGAUCUACGAUGGCAUGAUCGCGUCAUGGACAAUGGAGCCGCAUCAGAGGCAUUCGCAGUGACCAACGGAGUGAAGCGGGGCUGCGUCCUCACCCCCACACUCUUCAAUCUCAUGUUCUCUGCCAUGCUAGUGGACGCCUACCCUGACGAACGCCCCUGGACCCGCUUCGCCUAAAGGACGGCGGCGAACUCCUCAAUAAUCGGCAGAUGCGCUUUCAGUCACGUGUAUCCACAACUUCCGUCCAUGAAUUUCUCUUCGCCGACGACAGUAUUCUCAACGCCACCACAGAACGGGACACGCAAAGGAGCAUGGACCUUUUUUGCUGCCAACUACGACAACGUCGACUUAGUCAUCAACAGUGAGUAUACAUCAACCACCACCCAAAGCUUCCUAUAAUAUACCUCAAAUCAAAGUAAACGGCGCCUAACUGCAGACCCUGGACACCUUCACCUUUCUCGGCAGCAUCAAAAUGGACGAUGAAGCGGUCCGCUGGAUUUCUACAGCCAGCCAGGUCUUCGGUCGCCUGCGGAACGUCCUCUGGAAACGUCACGGGCUCCACCUCAACAACAAACUCAAGAUGUACAAAGCGGUCAUCCUACCGACGCUACUGUAUUGAGUGGAGACCUGGACGUUGUAUAAGGAGCAAGCGCGAACGAUCAACCACUUCAAUCUCAUCUGUCCUCGACGGACACUAAUGCUGAGGCGGCAGGACCGGAUCCCAGACCCGACGUACUGGAACGGACAGGAAUCCUCAGCAUCCACACCAUGCUGAAACUACUGCAACUGCAUUGGAGCUCCACCUCGUACGGAUAAACAACGAGCAGCUACCCAAGGGACCCUUCUAUGAAGAUGCCGCCUCGGGUUCUCGUCGAAAAUGUCAAGCCCGGCGCCACAAGGAUAUUCUGAAGACUUCCUUGACGCGCGUACAGAUUAACGUGGCUGACCGGGAAGACCUCGGCCGGAACCGACGGGCCUGGAGGAGGACAUUGAAGGCAGGCGCAGGGAUCUACGAAACCAAUUGCAUAUCCGCAGCCAAAGCCAAACACGAAACUCGUAAAUCUCCACUGCUCCUACCUUGCAGCGCCAACGCUCAACCGCCCCCAACAUGCCCACGGUGUCAGUGGACGUUCUGGGUACCAAUCUUCGAACCAACUGCAGCACCCGAACCACACCACUUAAUGUCUCCCAGUCCACCUCUGCCUCGUCUCCCACGUCCAAAAUCAAUCCAAGCGCGCUCCUGAUCCUCUAUCACCAUCCUCCACCGCCCCAAAAUCUGCUGCGACGGCUGACACAAUUCUAAUGCACCAUCAAACGUCAGCCUUAUCACCGCCAACACCAGUGAUGUGGACUCGAUCCAAAUCUGUCAAAAUCGCGAUCGCACAUUCACCUCACACAUCGGCCUGGUCGGACUUAUUCAGGUAAUUUUCUCACUACAGGUCGAUAUUCCCAGUGGAUUUCGACUGCCACCGGGGAAACACUGUUUCUCCCUUAGGCAGAAGGCGACUAGAAAAGCCGCCCUAAGCGUGCAAGACCCACACAAGUUAGGGGGAAAGAAUUAUCUGGACAACCGUUACUGAUUUAAAGGACAACGGAUAAAAACAAGCGCAAAAAGGAAGUAAUAGUGAGUGGAUGAGGAUAAGUGUGCGAAAGUCGAUGAGCAAGGGACGGCCAAUAAGGAAGUCUGCAGCAACACUUAUUCACGUCAGAGGGUCGAAGGCGGUCAGCUAACUCGUUAAGUCGGCAACGUGUGUGGACCGAAAAAAGGGAGCGAGCACUUGCAGUUGCAUAAGAGUCCUGCAGCACGCCCUCAGAAUCAUGCGUUCAUCCCCCCUUCCCCCAUCAGUUGAUGGAGGCUUCCAAAGGUUAAAAAUCAGCAACCUUCUAGCCCACGAUUCGACGAACCAGACUUCAGGAAAACCCUGCUAGCCUUGCGCAAGUUGGGCAUAUCCACUCUUAAUAAAACUCACUCCUCGGAGUCAGAAACGUUCAAAGAAGUCUUAACGGGAUGAGAAUUCGUCUGGGAGUGCCACAGAAAGAAAGGCGAACUGUAUGUAAAAACAGUAGUAGGUGUCUAAGCAUUAAAUGCACAAAACCGAACAGAAAUGGAUAUUGUGCGCGGAGGUCAUCGAUUGUGAAUUAAUCGAUUUUUUUCUCCAUCCUCCCAACGAUGAAGAUCAUAGGCCGCAGCACUCAAAGCGUGUGGAAUAAUAUCUGCGUCAGCUUUUGCUCCAGAAGACGGAUAGCAGUGUCGAUAGAAUCGAACAGGCGAGUUCCGGGAAGCAGUUCAGAAGACGAAGGUACGAGCAUUGGAACAAGAAAUUUAUUGACCUUACGUCUCGGAUUCUCACUCGAACCCAUCAUCGCCUGCGACCGUCUCUGAUGAUGGGUUCGAGCGAAAAUCCGAGACGUCAGGCCAAAAAAUUUCUUGUUCCAGUGAUUGCACCUUCGUAUUCUGGACGAAUAGCAGUUUCAAAGUGAAAUAUAUACACUUUGAUAAAAGUUUAAAAAGCUGGCCGACCAUCGGAACAUUCGGUUUAUUGUGAUGAUCUAUCGAACUCGUACAGGGGUCCAUCGUCGGGGAUAGUAGAAACUACGGUGGUCGACCAGUCUUCUUCUUUAGUGGUACGUAGACAUGGAACUCGGACUUUCGCCCCCUCUCUGCUGGAAGUUUGCCGGAAAAAAGCAUGCGCACAUGCUUGUCAAGGGUUGCUGCCCACGGGCCUUGAAAAGCGUGCAUUUCAACCUUAUAUUACUCACCAAUUCCACCGUUUUAAUAGUUAGAAGUACUAACCGCCUAUUCACUUAUUUAGACCGAAUAAAGAUAUUUAAAUAAACGCAGCCCUCACCAAGCAUGACGUCAGAAGGCGGAAAGAACAACGGUACCAUUAAAAAAUAACAGGAAGAAUCGGCCAGUAAAAAAGUACUGCUUCGUUGGCCCUUCAUAUUCAACAACUAUCAGAACGACGUCACAACAUCGGUUUUAUAAUCUUGGGAUCUAGGCCUGCUGCUUUCACACUUUUGGUCUGCAGUCAACGAACUGAGACCUCAUCUAUAAAAUCCUGUGGCCCGAUCAGUUCCCGAGUUAGGGUAAAAACAGGAUUGCUGAAGUAAGUUGCUGCCAUCCACCGCAAAAAAUUUCACAGAGGGCGCCUACGAACGGGGGGGGGAAGUUUUAUGCUGAAGGGUGAAUAGCACCACGCUCCAGAUCAGUGGAAAUGUCUUUUCACUGACUAUCUACCUGCACACUUCACACAAAAAACCAGACGGAGAACUACCGAUCCUUGCCGUCUGGUUCAUGUUUUCAUCCGCCUCUUCACCGAACCGUCACAAAUUCCACUCCCAAAGGAAGUAGAUCGACCCAUCCGAAUGACCGGACAAUUGAUGUCAGUAAAUCAAACCACAUUUUACUUGGUCAACUGUUGUUUUAUUUCCAUUUCCUGGCGUCAAAGUUGAUGAGACGUUAAUGAAUCCAGCUAUGGACACACUAAAAUUGGUUGCCACUAAGCGGCCAUCACCGAUCCCUUUUCCGAGCAUAUUAGGGAAGAAGCCUGGGCAAGUGCAUCUGUCCACUCUCUUGAUAUAAGCAUUACGAGAAAAUUAAAUUCGACUCUCUUCCAAGCCCCUGCAAUCCCCUCAAGUGGGGUGUAACAUGUUGAGUUGUUUUAUUUUGAUUGCGGGAGGAUUGCAGCUCCACUGGCCGGGAAGCGCCUGCAGCUGCGAAACACGAUAACUCGUGCCAUUUCAAGACAGCCAUAAUUCACGACUGCUUUAAAAUUGGCAGCUUUCAUGGGCGAAGCUGUUUCCCUUUCUCUUAGCAGUCGAAAUCGAAAUAGGUUAAGUCGACAAAACGUAAGUGACCCUUGAUUAUCUGUGAGAAUGUCAGAAGGCAUUGCUGGUACAAAUGUGCUCACCAUACAGCAUUUCAAAGAGAUCGGCCUACCAUCAUUUUCGAAGAGUAAAAAUAUUGGAAAACCACCGUACCCAAGAAUGGAAGCUAGAAUGCGAAUUCCAGGUUCUUUUUGUAAGGAGGGUGAAUGCCCGCUCAAACCAACACAUCUACUGUCCCUGUGAUUGUGUGUUCAUAUUCUUCACAAACAUUUUACUGGUUGUGGGACAGCUGAAUUGGUAUACUUGCGUGCUUUGACCAUCAAUGACCAGAUUGCUUCCACCGAUUUCUGUUGCUCAUAACUGAAUCAUCUCGAGACUUUGUGUAGGCUUCUCAGUGAAACGUCAUGUUUGCAUGUGGUCUAUGCGAACAGCACACUCACGGAGCAGAGUUCAAGGAGACGGACUUGAGGUAACAAUGUUUGGAACAAUGGCGCAGAAUAGGGUGGGUCCCCAUGGACAAACACUAUUCUGUUGGUAAAAUUCGCUUAUAAUGUCUGACAAAGGAGAGAAAGUGGACACCUGCAAACGUUGAUAAGGGCGAGCAAGACAACGACCGCGCAGUUCGUAUUUAUGACAUGCAAGCGUGGGAAUACUCGCUGAUCCGUGCAAAUGCAUUAACACAGAAAUCACAGGGAAAUACAGUGGUCGAUUUCUGCACUUCCACAUGAAGUUGAAGUUUGUAUGGUUACAACUAUUCGUGACAGUUGGGUAACUUGAAGAAAAUAUGGAGAACACUAGUCGUGCUAUCAGAAUUAGAGCUAAAUUGUUGGCAGACUGCCGUAACCUAAAGACACAGAGCCGGUGAACUGUUUACGUUGACGUCAAAACUUCACGACCGCCAGCAUUUAAAAACUGGCUCAUGAUGGAUUGGCGGUCACCUUGGAAUUUUCCGCAUCCAAAAACGGUCGUCCCCACGCGAAAGCCGCAGUCAAAAGCUAAAGCGAUGACGUUCGACGGGGUCACGCGUUGGAUAGUUUACGUUUAACGCGCGCGGUCCUCACAUACCGUCACGACCUCCUUAUUAUCGUUUGCUGUCCGCUCACAUAUUUCGUCCACACCUUCGAAUUCCAGUCCAUAAUUUGUCUCCAUCCCACAAACCCACCUCCACUGCCCCUCAAGCCGCCUCAGAAAAUUUAGCCGGGUCACUUGGGUGACGAAAUCAGACUAUUCGGAUUUCAGAAAUCGCAUCAGCAAGAGGGAUAGGGUUGACUUGCAUGGACCCCUAAACAGGGCAUGGAAACAGAGGUCGUCUCCAAUUAGUGUGGCUUUGAUCCAACUUCCGGUGAAAUUAGGAUUAGGGUUAGGUUAAGGAUAAGGUUUAAGGCUAGACAUAAAAUUAACGGUACGGUGAGUCAGGACCAAGUUUUGCGUUAAGGUUUAGGGCAAAGUUGACGUCAAGAUUAGGGCGACAAUUCGGUUUCAUAUUAGGGUUCUUGUUGAGGUAAGGACGCGGGAAUAUCUUGCCCCUUCCGGAAUUAUGCACAGUUCCGAUUCGCAUGUCCUGUUCAGGGGGCCAUUUAAGUCAGUCCUACCGCAGAAGGGCAUAAAAACACUUAGGUCAGUUGCUUCCGGAUUAAUACAGUGAGUGACCUAUCUCAUUAAACGUUGGCUGAAAUUCUAAAAUGCGCUUUCGAUUAGGAAGGAUUACUUGAUCGCGGUUGUAAUACUGCUUAUCUUAAGGCAUACUCUUAUAACAUUCUAAACUCGGCAGGAUGUCGGCAUUUAAAUGCACUUGUUUGCAAUCUCCUAUAGAAAGCGUGCUGGCUACAAAAUGACUACAUAAGUAGCAUGCAUUUUCCCAUUGAUUUUCGAUGGUCUUGGAAAUUCAAAUAUAUUUUAUAGAAACCAUAAACAAAAAUAUGCUUUCUUUUAGUCAAUCAAUAGGGAAUCACGUCUUCUUUAUAUUUUAUACUUAAAGAGGGAGUAUAAUCAGGUUUAAAAAAGUUUUCUAAUUGCUGAAUAAUUUGGAGCCUGAUCAUUCGUUGCAUUAGCGCUUAGUGAUUGCACUCUACAAGGUGCAGGCGUUCCGCGUAAAGAAAAUCACAUAUUUUUCUACGUCAUUAAAGAGAUAUUAUACAGUGUCCAUAAAAUUUUGCAAUGGAUGCGAAUCAUGUUGUACAUUUCAUGAGGAGCAGUGGUAAACGGCCAGGUACGAUGCUAUGUGAAUGGACAUUUCGCGGUCUUAAAAAGUCUCAUAAUUAGAAACUUUUUUAAAACCUAUAUAUACUCCUCCUUUGAGUAUAAAAAAUAAAGAAGACGUGAUUCCCUAUUGAUUGACUAAAAGAAAGCAUAUUUUUGUUUGUAGUUUCUAUAAAAUAUAUUUGAAUUUCCAAGACCAUCGAAAAUCAAUGGGAAAAAUGCAUGCUAUUUAAGUAGUCAUUUUGUACCGAGCACGCUUUCUACAGGCGAUGGAAAAGAAGUUCAUUUAAAAACAGACAUCCUGCCGAGUCCAAAAUGUUAUAAGAGUAUGCCUUAAGAUAAUCAGUAUCACCACCGCGACCAAGUAAUCCUUCCUAAUCGAAAACGCAUUUCAGAAUUUCAGCCAACAUUUCAUGAGAUAUGUCACGCACUGUACAUCAGUGCUUAAACUGUGUGCGGUUGUCGCAGACCUUUCUCUCCCAACCCACCGCAGUGGCUGUGAUAGCAACACUGGUUAUGAAACUGACCCAGCCUCUUGCAAGCGCUGUGAUCGCAAUUACAGGCAGAAUGAGGGUGACCACCGCCUACUGAAUUUCGAACCUGCAUUUCCUGACCUAUCUGAUGAAAGGUCACGAACUGUGAACUAAAACCUUUAUAGCGCAGGAACCGCCCAUCCCUCAUCCACGAAAAUUAUGCUCCGUUAGAGAAACGGCCGAUCUUCAAAAGGGAGUACAGCUUUGCUUUUACAGUAGUAUGGAUUAGCUGAGGAACAAUCUUUUUCGAAAACCAUCAAAUCUGAAAAACGACUUCAUGCCAGGUCAACUAUUCAAAGUCUAAUGUAACUGUCUGCAGAGAAGGAAAAUGCGAUGCAAUGGCGAAAAGAUGAAAGCCAAUGAAAAUACGACGUAUUAGUACUUUGUUGGCUGUCCCUUUGCCUUUAAAAUUUCUGUAAAUUGAGAGGACAUGGAAAUUACCAAGCUGUCUGUUCAAUUAUUGAAUACAAAGUCCGGCUUUUGUUACAUUCAAAGGAAUUAUCGUGCACCCACCCAAUCUCUUUUGAUUGGUGCAAAGAGAUUUCCGAUGGAAUUUAGGUCCGAACUGCUGAUCGGAAUAAAAAUACUUCGCAGUCCGCAAGUGGAGAGGCAGCCUUCAGUCCAAAAAAAUCAUUAUAGUCGCAACCUAAGAUGAAAAUUACUCGGGUAUCAGGAAAUGUCCGAUUUUGCCCAAUCUUUGUCUGUUUUCCUUCCAUAACAUAGAUCCGAAAUGAAGUUUUCUUUAGUAAAGGGCUUUCUGUGUUUUGUAUCAGUUCAAUAAACCAAAAUAAUCAAAUCAAAUGUAUGCGGCACUACCCUCUUAGUGCCGAUCAAGGGCAUUUCAUGAGUUAGGCCAUCUGCUGCAUGCAGGAUGGAGAUGUUUCCCACUACCAUGUGUAAUGUGGGCAUCUGCAUUAUUAUACCAGCGGGUGAGGUGAUAGCCGCUCUGGGUCCUUAACCAAAUUGACUGGCAGACACCUUCUUCUGUCUGCCCAGCGUGCUUUACGGCGUUGCCUGCAGUCUGGGCUUCCUGUUGGUCUUUUGCUACUUACCUUCUGGUCUACCGCCUGACUGGCAUAUGAUUACAAGAAGUGGACGCCCAGAAUCACUUGGGCAUGUGGAUCACUACUUUACUUAACCCUUCGCUGCACCACUCUAAGGUGUCCAAGUCCGCGAUGUCAGUCCUGUACCUCGUCAAAUGGGCGUUUGCUUCCUUUGAUGAAGACUGCUUUGUAAAGGCCUUUCGAACUUUUGUGCGGCUACACCUGGAGUUUGAUAUCCAAGCAUAGAGACCCUGGCCCACUAAAGACUUCAGCUUAUGCAAAUAAGUUCGACUGUGGGCAACCGAACUUGUAGUUGGACAGGACUCAAUAUUCCACAAAACGCGAAAAAAACUACGUGUUACUGGUGCUAGGCUAGACACGUGGAAGUUUUUCUUCCCCAACGGUGGUUGAAACUUGAAAUGCUAUGCCUAAGGAUGUUGUUAUGCCUGCAUCCAUGGGACCUCUUAAAAGAAAGCUGGAUCAACUUUGCGGUGUGCACCACAAUGCCAUCCAACCGUUGUCGCCUUGAUACCUCGAGCUAGCAACUAUUACUGUUGGAAUACUACUGCGAUAUCUUAGUAGCGUUUGUUUAUAUGAUUCACUAACGUGUCAGCCUCCAAGCACACUACUGACGUUCACCAUUGCGCUUGCAGACCACAGGUCAUUUUUCUUUCCCUGUAGCUUAGGCGUGCCUCGAGUAACCGCCGCAUUACGCACCUACGUGAGUAAAUAUGUCUUCCAAUGCUGUCAACGCAUGAAAAACUUCGUUUAUCUGUACAGCUUUUGAUAUCUCCUUUGAUGUUAUUUGAUGUAACUACUUUUCCUAAUCUUUCAUAUAAUUCCUCUGCGCGUAACAAAUAGGGAUUUCAAGCAUGUACACCAACUUUCCCUCAGAUGAAUUAAACUUAACCGGAAAAAUACCCGAAACAAGGAAAUGUCCACUGUCUCAGACGCUGGGCGAAACUGAAGGGCUUGUCUGCGGACACGAGUAGGAGUGGACUAAACACAUAAAUAGGAUGAACGGUGAAAUGACUGCAAACUGUCUGCCAGGGAGAAAAAUUGGCAGACACUGUGCCACUGCUUACUUGAUCCCCUCUGUAUCUGUCCUUCACUUAAUGCAAACACUAGACUAUUUAUGAGUCGAAAAAAAAUCAUAGCUCCUGUGAAUAUAAUUUAGUAAUACUUUUGAAGAAGAGCUCGAAAGCGAUUUUGGCAUAUCGUCUGUCCAGGUAGUUAAUCUUGAUAAUGCCAAUGAUUAUGGCGAUGAUGAUGAUGAUGAUGAUGAUGAUGAGGAGGAGGAGGAGGAGGAGGAGGAGGAGGAGGCGGGGGAUAAUGGUUUUGAUUAUGGUGAUGUUGCUUGA